AUGUCAAGCCAAUUUUCUACCGGCAACAGGGUUCUACCUCAAACGCAUACCGCGCAUGCUCUUCUUGGAAUCCCAAGCAUCGAUCCGCUAGGCUUGGGUAUAACCUGGCGCAAUAAGCUACAUCCUUUGAAGCUACUGUCCCUUGUUGACAAUGAGGUCCCGUUGCCAGGCAUUUUCCCGGCGUCUGGGUAUGUUAAGAUGGUUGCUGAGGCAUCUCUGAAGUUUUCUGGAUCGAAAAUUCUUCGAAAAUUCGAACUUGACGAUUUUUUUAUUGAGAAUGAGAUGGACUUGAAAGAACAAGACACUGUUAUUGAGAUGACCCUUGAACUUCAGUCGACCGGCAGCCAUGAGAGAAAUGGAGACCGGACAGACUUCUUCAAUUUCCGAAUAAGAACAACAUAUUCUAACAGAACCCAAUUAAAUGUUCUAGGCUGUAUACAACAUAUUCUCGAGCAACAUCUUCGAUCAGCUCUGGCCAAGACAUCGAGCUCGAAUCGCAUAAUUCCACCCCUCAUUGAACAAUACGUACAAUCGUCUCCCCAACAAAAAAUUGUCAAAACUCUUCCAAUGUCUUUUGGACAGUCAGGCUUUUGGUUUAUGAGUCAGCUUGUCGGAGAUCCAACUUUUUUCAACGGAACAGUUUCAUUCUUGAUCACAGCAAAUAUUGAUAUUGAACUGCUAUCACGGCUCGUACGCAAGAUGGCAAGUCGGCAUGAAGGUCUACGGACGGCGUUCUUCGCUGACAGCUCCCAUCAACCAAAACAAGGAAUUUUGGCCGAGUCUCCAUUAUACUUGGAAACAAAGAAUGGGUCUCAAAAGCAAUUGCGCACAGAAAUCGAUGCUAUGAACAAUCAUGUUUAUGACAUUACUCGAGGUGAAACUUUACGACUUAUGCUCCUAACGGAAUCAUCGGCCCGACAUCAUUUAAUCGUGGGAUACCAUCACAUAAAUAUCGAUGGGAUGAGCGUUAUAGCCAUCACUGAGGAACUAAGGCUAGCCUAUGAAGGAAUAAAGCUACCGCCGCCUUUCCAGCAAAAUGAAUUCGCAAAAAGACAACAUGAGCGCCUUCGUACAGGAAAGUAUGCAGAUGAUAUCUCAUUUUGGAAGAAUGAGUUUCAAGAUCUUCCAGAAAUUUUCCCCAUUCUUCCGCUCUCUCCGAAUACGCUCCGAUCUCGCCCAACAGCUAGAACAACGUACCGCCAUGUUAGAGCAGAAAGGCGGCUGAAUCCUGCCAUUACAGCUAAGCUUCAAGGUCUUCGAAAACAGGGAUAUAUCCAAUCUCCUUUCAUUUUCUAUGUGACCGUCUUUCAGAUUCUGCUAAGUCGGCUAGCCCAAUCGGAAGAUAUCUGUAUCGGCGUGGCAAGUGCAAACAGGCAUAACGAUCCAGGUUGUGAAGACAGUAUUGGCAUAUUCUUGAAUCUAUUUCCGCUUCGGCUGCGAUCGCAAAUGUCAGAGUCAUUUCUGACGUUGCUGGAAGAAAGUAAGAAUAAAAUAUUUGCCGCUUUGAAUCACUCAGCGGUGCCAUUUGACGUCAUCUUGAAUGAAGUUGAGGCUACUCGACACCCUUCAUACAGUCCUCUGUUCCAAGCUUUCAUCAACUAUAUUCCGACAAGAGAGUCAAGAUCCUUCAGAGAUGGUACGAUAGAGAACAAUGAGUAUGAGAUAGGGGAAACUCUGUACGAUAUCAUGCUGGCUGUCAUUGACCCGCCCAGUGGUGAUCCUUGGAUAGCAUUUAUGGUCCAGAAAGAGUUUUAUACUGAACGCGAGGCCCAGAUUCUGCUGGACUGUUUUAUUAACUUAAUGGAUGCUUUCACUAGCGAUAUCCAUCUUUCAGGACUUACGCCACAGAUGUUCAACGGGGCAGCGAUUCGAAAAGCCAUACAACUAGGGCAAGGAACUAGCCUCGACGUUGAACUUGGGUCUCUCCAUGGGUUCUUAGAAACCAUCUCUACAGAGCGCGCUAGUGCAAGCGCGCUGAAGGAUACGCAUGGAGCUGAGCUUUCAUAUGCCGAAAUGAUGAAUAAAUCAGCUCAAAUCGCCCAUGCGCUUUCUGCAUCAGGUAUCUCACUCAAGUCUAGGAUUGGUGUCCUCCAAGAGCCGACUGUGGACUGGAUAUGCUCUAUGCUCGGAAUUUGGCGAUUAGGGGGGAGCUAUGUCCCCUUGGAAAUUACACAUGGCGCUGAAAGGCUGAAAUCUAUAAUGCGCGACGCAAAUGUUGCCGCUAUUCUUAUUCACGAUGCGACCAGAACGCUUUGUGAAGAUGUAAGCGGUGCACAGAGUGCAAUUAUAAUCGACGUCGGCACAACCAGUCACAUUGGGGAGGCGGUAGUCAUUGACUCUUACACUUCUACGCCUUCAGAUGAAGCCAUUGUAUUAUAUACGAGCGGAUCUACUGGUGCGCCAAAGGGAAUUUCCCUUCCUCACCGAAUGGUCACUAACACCAUUAAAGGGUUUCUUCAAACCUUUCCUAUGAAGCCCCAGACCGUCCUCCAGCAGAUUGCCCUCAGCUUCGAUGUUUCUUGGUGGCAAUCGUUGCUUGGACUAGCCACUGGCGGGACUGUUGUUGUCGCUGGAAAAGAUGUUCGCAGAGAUCCAUUUGCAUUAACUGCUCUUAUCACCUCUCAUAAGAUAACCUUGACGCUUGCAGUCCCUUCGGAAGCCACAUCUUGGCUUGAACACGGUGACUUUUUGCAAUUGCGCCAAUCCUCAUGGGAAUGGCACAUUUCCGCUGGGGAGGAGAUUGGCAAUAACUUGAUCGAAAAGAUCAGGAAGCUGGAGAAGCUGGACCUGCGCUUUUUGAACGCUUACGGCCCCGCAGAGACAAUUAUCCCAAAUGCCCAUGAGAUUCUAUAUCGAGAUCACAGAUUGGACAUUUCAUCGUUCCCUAUAGGCAAAGCCAUGCCAAAUUAUAGCGUAUACAUCAUGGAUCAGGACAACCACCCUCUUCCCGCUGGUGUUCCGGGUCAAAUUGUCAUUGGGGGGGCUGGCGUUGCUUCUGGCUACAUAAACCAGCCAAACCUUACGGCAGCCAGAUUUCCAACGGAUGCACUCGCCAGCGCCCGAGCAGUUGCCAACAGGUGGACACAGGCGCAUCUUAGUGGCGAUCGCGGUUACAUGCGAGAAGAUGGCGUUUUUGUAGCCCUGGGCCGCAUUAACGGCGAUACGCAAGUCAAGUUACGAGGCCAGCGAUUCGAGCUUCGAGAAGUCGAGGUAGCUAUGGUAACAGCAGGAAAAGGCGAUAUUUCGGAAGCUGUCUGUCAUAUUCGGUCCAAUAACGAGGAGGACGCGGCAUCUGCAUUCCUCGUUGCGCAUGUGACACUUGCGCAAGAAGUUCAGAACAAGUACGGCACCAACGGGCCAGUAAUCGACAGCAUGCUCCGUAACGUUGUCUCUGGUCUCUCACUGCCACAGUACAUGCGUCCUUCUGUCGUGGUGGCUCUGCCGUCUAUGCCACUAAAUCACCAUGGAAAAGUAGAUCGAAAAUUCCUAUCUACAUCGCCGCUGAAGAAGACAGCUGAGCCUCCAAAUCUUUCGCCGCGUUUCGUCCAAGGUCGGAGUGCGCAUUUCCAACAUGAGAUGGAAGAGAUAUGGAGAGAUGCCUUGGGUGAUCUAAUUGAUAACCAGAAACUGGAAGAGGGCUCCGACUUUUUCUUGAUGGGCGGUAAUUCGCUACUGCUAAUCAAGGUUCAAAGUAAAAUCAAGGAACGAACGCGCCAUGAUAUCCCACUAGUGAAGCUGUUCGAGGCCAGCACUCUCGGCAAAAUGGCUGCUAUGCUGCACGACAAUCAGCAAGACGACAAUAAAGAACAGCUAUUGAAAAGUCCAAGCGAAGGGAGAAUGAAGCAAAUAUGGCUCUCUGUGCUCAGUGAUAUCGCGACUGAGGAUAUCAUUACGUCGGAUGCUGAUUUUUUCCUUGUCGGCGGCAAUUCGUUACUUCUUAUUCGCGUACAAAAUGAAGUACACAAUCAGUUCGGUGUUCUCCUUCCAUUAGCCUCACUUUUUGAAGCGAGUAAGCUAGGGCAAAUGGCAACAUUGCUAGACAAACUGGUCAUCGAAAAUAGCGCUCCUCGCGAAAGUGAACCAGAUAUUGAUUGGAAAGACGAGGUGGCCUGUCAUGAGCAGUUUCCAGCCGUCGCAUCAAUCGGUAGCAAUCAAAAGCUUACUGGCGGAUCCCCAAGUGGGACAGUAGUGGUGUUGACAGGAGCUACCGGUUUUCUUGGCAGACACAUCUUACAGGGCUUGGUUAGCGACAAUACGGUGAAAGCAGUGCACUGUAUCGCUAUUCGAGAUAUCUCAAAGCCUCUUGUUGGCUCUCCAAAAGUGACCAUCUAUCCCGGGGAUCUGAGAGAUCCUCAUCUUGGGCUUUCCGAUGAUGCUGCAAGACGUGUCUUCUCUCAAGCUUCAGCAAUAAUCCACAAUGGCGCCGACGUCUCAUUCCUUCGAAGUUAUUGGACUCUUCGUGCAGCCAACGUCCUGUCUACCAAAGCAAUCGUACGGCUAGCCAUGAAGCACGCAAUUGAUAAGUCACAACUGCAUUUCCAUUUCGUCUCGACAGCUGGUGUUGUUCAGCUUGGAACAGAUGAAUUGUAUGAAGAGGCAAUAUCCGUCCUUCCACCUCAGAAAAACGCAAACGGAUAUAUCGCAUCCAAGUGGGCAUCAGAAAAGUAUCUUGAAAAUGUUCAUGCUGCUUCUGGGUUAUCAGUUACGAUACACAGACCAUCCUACGUCCUCGGGCCCGAUGCGCCCCAGCUUGAUGUCAUGCACAAUAUUCUGAGCUUUGCAGAGAGACUAAGGAGUGUUCCUCAUAUGCCUUUGGUAGAUAGAUGGCUGCAGUUUGUUGGAAUUGAUGACGUGGCACAAGAUAUUGUGACUGACGUAUUGGAUAGACGUGAUAGCCAAGGAGUAAAUUUGCAAUAUCGCAACCACUGUGGUGUCGAGAGCAACUGGGUUCGGCUGGAUCAGCUUGCACUAUACUUGGAGAGGCAGCACGAAGUAGGGAAGGAUGAAUCCGCAUGA
This is a messenger RNA of Trichoderma atroviride IMI 206040, 5016 nucleotides long. RefSeq names its product putative NRPS-like protein biosynthetic cluster. The record is from RefSeq and is a predicted model, not a curated record. NCBI's taxonomy places the organism in Eukaryota, Fungi, Ascomycota, Sordariomycetes, Hypocreales, Hypocreaceae.